AUGGAGAUGAUCUAUGAGAACCUAAACCUUAAUAUUACUGCUCUAUGUCUGUCAUCUUCAGGAAGUGAGCGUGUAAGGAAGAUAAGUUACAGAUCAGUUAAAGUGUGUUUGGUGCUGCUGUUUGUUCUUCUACUGACUGCAAUCAUAGUGCUGUGUGUCCUCAUCAAAACAAAAAAACAACAAUUUAACAUCAAGACCAAAAACAUCAAAGAGGAGAGAGACCAGCUACUAACCAACAAUACCAACCUUACAGAAGAGAGAGACCAGCUACUAACCAAAUAUACCAACCUCACAGAAGAGAGAGAUGAAUUAAUGGCCAAAUACAAAAAUAUUACUAAACAAAUUGAACAACUGAAUCAGGAGAAAAAUGAGCUGCGGACACGUUUUAAUGAUGGAUGGAUUUACUAUCAAUUCAGUUUGUACUUCAUUUCAUCUGAGAAUAAGACCUGGAAUGACAGCAGAAGAUACUGUAGAGAGAGAGGAGCAGAUCUGAUCAUCAUUAACAACACAGCCGAACAAGAUUUUGUUCAGAAAAUGUCUGGUACAGAAUACAUCUGGAUUGGUUUGUCUAACAGUAAUGAGGAGAGCAGAUGGAAAUGGGUUGAUAACAGCACACUGAUCUCUGGUUUCAGAUUCUGGGGGUCUGGAGAACCCAAUGGUGAUAGAAGAGAGAACUGUGCUCUGAUACGUUCAUCAGGUUGGGCUGAUUUCCCCUGCAAUGAUGCUUAUAAAUACAUCUGUGAAAAGAACAUUUUAAAAUAAGUUGUUAAAUGAAAUACAUGUUAAUUCAGUAACCAUUUCUAUAUUGUGAUGCAAUUUUUUUUUUUUGUUUAAAUGUAUAAUUGGAUAUAUUC
Messenger RNA from Misgurnus anguillicaudatus (oriental weatherfish), 854 nucleotides. NCBI's taxonomy places the organism in Eukaryota, Metazoa, Chordata, Actinopteri, Cypriniformes, Cobitidae. The record is from RefSeq and is a predicted model, not a curated record.